Messenger RNA from Anopheles coluzzii, 8901 nucleotides. It is a transcript of the gene Oatp30B, whose product is annotated as solute carrier organic anion transporter family member 4A1. Gene Ontology annotation, biological process: transmembrane transport; sodium-independent organic anion transport. Gene Ontology annotation, cellular component: membrane. The transcript is spliced from 17 exons. Gene Ontology annotation, molecular function: protein binding. Lineage: Eukaryota; Metazoa; Arthropoda; Insecta; Diptera; Culicidae. The record is from RefSeq and is a predicted model, not a curated record. Bases 944 to 4954 code for a protein of 1336 amino acids.
CAGAGCUUGUGUACGUGUACGUCAGGAUCGCUGUCAAAAAUCGGGUUUCCUCUGCGACGGUCGGACGUGUCUGUGCGCUCCCGUGUUGAGAGCAAAGUGAAAAUUUUCUACGAAAUCAUCAAAAAUGUACUUAAUUUACGUUACGUAACUUGUGUGUAAGUGUGCUGUCGUAAUGAAAUGCCGAAAAUAUUGCAAUCUAAUCGAUCAAAAGUGGCAAAUAUUGAGUGCUUGCGAAGUGUGAACAAAGUGCAAUAGGAAGAAAAAUCGGUGAAAUUUGUGAAUUCUCAUUGUCCUGUUGUCGUCGGGCGGCCCAGAAGAGGCGAGAAGUGUAAAAGUAGUGUAAAAUUAAAGCGAUUUGUCUCAGCAAGAAUCGUGUUCGGUGGGGAAAGGUUUCAUCAUUUAGUUGGAGCAAAGAAUUGAGGUAGAGGAAUCGUCUUACACACACAACGGAUCCGGCAUUACACGACGACGACGACAGUUUUUUUUCUCCUCCUUCUCUUCUGUUCAACCUUGAGCGGCCUUUCGAAACAUUAAAACACAGGAAAUAAAUUAUCCAUCUACCGACCAGCACACGGUGUGUCGCCUCCUUCUCCAUGUCAAACCCGCCGGAAGUACUGCAACAAUAGGGCGGCCAAGCUGCUGCUGCUGCUACUACAGUGUGUGUUUCUAGGCCUAGGAACAUACGACCUCGAAGCAGAAGACAUGAUAGCGGCUCAUCCGACGGCCCUUGUCGACCAUUGGCAGUAUUGGACGGGCUUGCAGAGCGGCAAGAGUCGCCUUCCUUGAGCCGGAAGUGUGCACAUCUAUUACCUAUCCAUCAUCCUGCGCUCCUCCUCCCCGUCUCCUCCGUUGCAGCUGCAUUUUUGUGGAGCCGGUGUGUGCAGUUGUGUGGAGCUUUUAAAAUACGGUUCAUUCUUCGCGGAGCACUAACUCUUUCCGUUGGAUGAAAAUGACAACGUCCGGUGGAACAAUCGACGGUGGCAACAGCCAACGCAAAGGUCAUAGGCGCAACGAGUCCAUGUACGCCAUGACCGGGCUGUACUCGGAGGCACAGACCGACGACAGCAGUGCCGACAUACCGCAGGACACCGAGUCCGAAUCGCUGCCCAUGUCGGUCAACACGGCGACCACGACCGCCAGCACUACGGCAACAUCGGCCACGGCGACCGCCGACACCGUCAUCAAGUGCCACAGCCGGCAGCCGUCGAGCAGUGUAAUGAUGGACCGGGACAAGCCGCUACCGAACGUGCUGCUGAUCAACGACGACUACAUGCGCGACUGUGGCAUCCUAAACUGCCGACCUUCGGCGGUACAACAUUUCGCCCGGAUAAAGGUGUUUGUCCUGCUCCUUUCCAUUCUCGUGACGCUACAGCAGGCGCUCAGCUCCGGCUACAUCAACUCAGUGAUAACGACAAUAGAGAAGCGGUUCGAAAUACCGUCCAGCCUGUCCGGGCUGAUAGCGUCCAGCUACGAGAUUGGCAACGUUAUAACGGUCAUUUUCGUCAGCUACCUUGGCAGCCGGCGCCACAUCCCCGUGUGGAUCGGUAUUGGCGCCGUCAUCAUGGGCAUCGGGUCGCUCGUGUUCAUGCUGCCCCACUUUACCGGCGAGCCCAACCCGGGCAUACUGAUUGACAAUAAAACGUCCGACAACAUCUGCCGGCUGGUGUCGGUACGUGAGCAGGACAUGGGCCUGGGCCGGCUCUCCAACAGCCUGUCCAAUCCACCGCUCACGUCGCACAACUUACGAGGUGACAACUGUUUGAAAAGUAAAGCGUCCACCUUCGGGCCUGUGAUACUGUUUGUGAUUGCGCAAAUACUGCUCGGAGGCGGCGGAAGUCCCCUGUUCACGCUCGGCACGACGUACGUGGACGAUCACGUCCGGAAGGAAAGCUCAUCGAUGUAUAUCGGUGCUAUGUACAGUAUGGCCGCGUUCGGUCCCGUGCUUGGCUUCCUGCUCGGUGCUUAUCUGCUGUCCUUCCAUAUGGAUUCCUUUUCCGGCAGCGAUAUCAAUAUCGAUCCUGACGAUCGACGAUGGGUCGGUAUGUGGUGGGGCGGCUUCUUAGUGUGCGGCAUCCUGCUCAUCAUUGUGGCGGUGCCGUUUUUCUCCUUUCCCAAGGUACUGACACGCGAGAAGAAGAAAAUACGCAUUGCCGAACAGCGGUUACCCCAGCUGCAGCAAUUAACAUCGAACAACUCGAGCAGCUUGCCCCGAUCGCAGCCGAAUCUCGCCCAGCAGCAGCAGCAAACGGGCACUCUGCAACAGCAGCCGCUGCCAUCACAACAGCAGCAGCAGCAACAACAAACAGGCCACGGUGCCAAUAACGCCGCACCGCAGGCAAACAAAACGGGCGAGGACACCGGAUAUGGAAAGGACAUUAAAGAUAUACCCCAGUCCAUGUGGCGCCUGGUGACGAACCCGGUGUACAUCGUUACCUGUCUCGGCGCCUGCAUGGAGCUGAUGAUAGUGUCCGGCUUUGUCGUGUUCCUGCCGAAGUAUCUCGAGACGCAGUUCAGCCUGGGGAAGAGUCAGGCGAGCGUCUUCACUGGGUCGAUUGCCGUCCCAGGUGCCUGCAUCGGCAUCUUCAUCGGUGGCUGCAUACUGAAGCGCUUCCAGCUGAAGCCGAAGGGUGCGGUACAGUUUGUGCUCAUCUCGAAUCUGAUCUGUUUGUCGUGCUACGGGCUGCUGUUCUUCCUGGGCUGCGAGAAUCUCAAGAUGGCCGGCACGACCAUACCGUACUACAACAGCUCCGCCCACAGCGUGGAACCGUUCCAGGUGAAUCUGACGGCGGCGUGCAAUUUCGGCUGCGAGUGUCACAUGUACGACGUGGAGCCGGUGUGCGGCAACAACGGGCUGACCUAUUUCAGCCCGUGCCACGCGGGCUGCACUGCGUUCUCGUCCAGCUCGAACUACACCAACUGUGCUUGCGUUCAAGCGAACGUUACUAACAACAGCAUUUACCGAGGGGCGGAAGGUACACAGGCACAGGCGCUGAACGCGCACGAAGCAUUCGCCGAGGUCACGGUAGUGCCGGUGGCUACUGCAGGCGUCUGCAACACACCGUGCCGGACGAUCUAUCCCUUCCUGAUACUGCUGUUCUUCAUGACGUUCGUCGUGGCUUCAACGCAAAUGCCUCUGCUGAUGAUAGUGUUGAGGUCCGUGUCGGAGGAGGAACGUUCGUUUGCGCUCGGCAUGCAGUUUGUUAUCUUCCGUCUGUUCGGCUACAUCCCGGCACCGAUCGUGUUUGGCAAUCUGAUCGAUUCCUCCUGCCUGCUGUGGAAGUCGACCUGCGGCGAAAAGGGAGGCCGCUGCCUGAUUUACGACAUUGAAAAGUUCCGCUACAAAUAUGUUGGAUUAUGUGCGUCAAUUAAAAUCAUUGCCUUGGUGAUCUUCAUCAUUGACUGGUGGCUGGUGCGAAGGCGAAAAAAUCUGGACAAGAUGAACCCACUGUCGACGAACGAGCUGGUUGGAUCGAUUAUAAGUUUAGACAAAUUGUUUGAGGAGAAGAGUACAUUGGAUGAAAACAUCGCGGUUCCGUUCAAUGGUGAAUGCAUUUCUGGGGACGCACUGGCAGACAACAGUAAGCGAAUUCUGGUCGCUAGCCGCCAUCAGCGGAACGAUUCCAAAACCAUACAGUUGGAAUACAGAUACGACGACGGUGUCCAUCAACCGUACCGCUUGCCGCCGGCAGCGGCAGCCACCCGCAAACACUACCGCAGCAAUUCCUGUGAUAUCAAAAUUCAGCGCAGCAACUCGGCCACCAACCGGGAGGUGGACUUCCACGACUGGAAGCUGAAGCGGUUCAUGCGGCACCACACCCGCAACAACUCGCACGACUACAACAACGACCACCAUCGCCAUCAGCAGCAGCAGUCGCAGCAGCAAACGUCCUCUUCCGGCCAUCUCGGGCGGUGGAUCGCGCUGCAGCAGCACCACAACAGUGCCGGCGAGCAGCCGCCCUCGCUGGCGUCGGGCGGCGCUAGCAACAUACGCUACAUCCUGAACCAUCUGAAGCCGGGCUCGAGCAGUGGCUCGGAGCACGUGAAGCUCGGCUACAGUAGCAGCUGCAGCGGCGGCGGUGCUGGUGGAGGAGCACCGACGAAGAAGAAGCGGCACACGCGCAACUACUCCUACGGGCAGGAGUUCUCCUUCCUGCCAAACAAUGUUAUCAUCCGGCUCGAUAACGACAUUGCCAACAAGUUCCUCAGCUCCACCGGCGCCCUGGUGACCGGUGGCGGCUCGUCACGGAAAAGUUCCUUCUCGCACGACGUGGCGGUGCUGAAGAACAACAACAUCGGGGCGGUGGCGGGCUGCGGCGGUAUGUCCGGUGCGAAGCUGAACAACAUGAAGCACUCGAGCGAUCUGAACGAGGAGCUCGAGUCGAAGUACGGGAAGGGCCAUUCGCGCACGAGUUCGCGCGAUUUGAACCUGCUCAAUCUGGCGCCCGGUGCGCUGGCCGGAUCGGGGGUCGUCGAACCGAGCGGGCCGAGCGGUAUCCUCGGUGGGAUCAAAUCACUGAUCGAAGAUUCGAACAGCAUACUGCGCCAUCGGCGCACCAACUCGAAGGAUCUGAAGUACGGCGGGUACCAGCCGUGCAGUGGCGGCACCGAUGCGGCGUCCACCAUCGUUGUCGGUACGAAUGCGCUGGCGCGUAAGCUCUCGUCGGCAGCCGCCACUACGCUGCCGCCACCGGUCGAGCUGGGCCACGACGGGUCGUCGGGGCGCAGCUCUUCCGUGCUGUCGCCGGUGGUGUCCUCCUGCCUCGCCACGAUUGCGGGCAGCGAUUGUGUGGGCAGUGUGCAGCCGGAAUCGUUGCAGCUACUGCUGGACAAAAACAGCGUACUGCCCGAGGAGGAACCGACCUGCUGCUCUUCGCCGUCUGCCUCCUCCUCCUCCUCGUCCUCGUCGCCAUCCGCUUCUUCCGCCUCGUCGUCCACGGCCGGAGCAAACGUUUAGCCGGAGCUAGGGUGCCGAAGGGCCACUUGGGAGUUAGGAACGAUGGUGGUGCAUUUAUAUUCGUACUGUUUGUCGCUAACAAAUCCUCGUUGCCUGCUGCAUGCUGGUAAGGGAGCUUGUAGGGAUGAUGGACCUCAAUUUCUAAGCUUAAUUCUCCUAACCCAAUCUCCAUGAGACACGGCGCAGAGCGGGUUCGUCGUCUCAGCAUCGCCCCAGAAUCGGAACGAUGGAAUGGUUUCAAUCGAUUAAAACAAAUCCAAUUCCACGGGAAAUAAUAAUCAUUAUUAUCGACGUUUUCGGUCGUUUCUAUCGCAAUUCCCGGUCAGUGAGCGUAUAUUUGGAACACUUUCUGCUGUACCACGGUGAUGCUGCGUGCUACGUGUCUGGAAAUUGAGAGAAAAAAGAAUACACAGAAAAAAAACAUGUCUUACCAGUUGAGGAAAAGGAAAAAUGGGAAUGUUACGUCUAGUAAGUCGCCAAAUUUCCAAAAUUGAUUUGGGUAAAUAUUUGGACGAUGAAACGGAGGCAUUCUUCAUUAUCCUCUCCUCACUAGAAAAAAAUUAAUAAGCGCAUUAGAGUGCAUUGGCGUGUAAUUGUUGCGUGCGUGUGUGCAAGUGAUUGCUGUGUGUGCAUUUAGCUUUUAAGAAGUCCCAUUGCUGUCCUCAAAACGCGGACAUCCUCCCGAUGGACCUUGGAUACGGGACACUGGACUUCUUGUACAGGGAGGAGGAGGAGGAAAAGGAGGUACGCUCAAGCGCGCCCCCGCCCGUGGGAUGUUGCUGGAGAAGCGGCAUAUGGACUGAUGAACUGAUGAGUGUGUAGGGUAUAACACAGAUGUAAUAGCAAUAUAACCUAGAUCCUAUAAUUAAUAUGUACACAACUACAAUUGAUUCUCACGCGUAGGUUGUGUUGAGAGUCCAGCACAUAAUGUGAUGUCGCGAUCGGGAGGGAUGGGAGUUGAGUGAGAAGAGAGGGAUGGGAGGAUGUGUGUUUUCGAGAAAUCACGCGUCGCGCAAGUAGUUGUGUAUAGCAAAUCGAGUAAGAGAGAUCCAGUAAAUCUAAAGCAAACAUAUUUUUUAUAUCAAACUAUUAGCAAAAUGUGGCCGGCUCGCGUCGUGGUGGUACUGUAGAGUUGUGCUGUAGUGAGAGAGAGAGAGAGAGAAAAAGAGGGUGCAGGUGGGAAAGGAAUGUAAGCAAUUUUAGUGAAACGGAAAUGUACAACGGCAGCAGCAGCAGGUUGUUGGUUGUUUUAGACAGUCCAGUGCGGAACGGUGUCAAAAAAGAAUAGAUGAAUGCAGUUUAUUUAGGUCCUAGUAGAACAAUUUGCUAAACAGAAUGUGAAGAUAUUCUAACACCCCACAAAACAAACACAUAAACACCACCACCAAGCAGUGAAAUAACGCUCCGGAAGCGACAGAAGCAUAAAUAUGCCCUCACUUCGUAGUAAACCCAAUCCUUUCUUAUUCCUUUCUUUUACGGCAAUGGUAACACAUACCCUAGUGAUUGUUUUUUUUAAAAAAGAAAGUGUGCUGUUGUGACACAUUCAUACACAAAUAACUACAUUUUAAUCUCAAAAACACUCAAAUGGUAACACAAAACUGGCUCGAAUCUUAUUAAUAGUAGGUGGAAAUGAUUGCUCUUUCCGUGUGCGUGUUUGACCCAAGGCGAGCGCGCCAACAAGUGCUGUGCAAUAGGAGAAAGAGGACAGAUUUUUAGAGCCUUUCGACGCAAUGGUUACACACACACACAAACAAACACAUGGUUGAAACUAAUGGAGCUGUGAGCAUUAAUUAGAAGAAAAUGCAUUACAAUACAAUAGGCGAACAAAGCAGAGAGAGAAUGGAACAAGUGACGGUCAAUUGGAAUAUGAGCAAGCAGAAGGAUGUGAUCGUGAAGGAAGCGCGACUAAGCAAGGUAGUAGUGAAUGCUUCUUUUUUUGUUAUAAAUUGUUACUUUUUCCCCCACUUUCUUUCGUUUGUAAUUAUUAAACCCGUUUCUUUCGAAUUAUAAUCCAAAAUUGUAAAGACAAAAAAAUCAUACCCCUCCCUUUGGCUUGGGUUUGGCUUGGUAUCACAGUUUGUGGUCCACAAGUUAAGCGUGAGCGCAAAAUUUAACCUUAAACUUAUGUGUGUGUGGGUAUGCUUUCGGAUUCGGAUUAGCAGCAUGUUUCGCAUAUAUAAAUUAAAAGGUAGAAGACUCAUUGUUCGAGCAGAGUUUAAAAAAAAAACAUUUGUAGCAUUAAUUACCACACGUAACAAGUUUUUGUGUAAUGAAACAAACAAAAAAAAGAAGAAAACAAAACAAACAAACCCCGAAACAGGACUCGUUGGAUUUUUUGUGCAUUGCUUAUUCUUUCUCUCCUAAAACAACAACACAUUAUAACGUUUAAUCAGGGGGAGGUAAACAAAAAUGUUCCAAUGUUUGAUUGUGAGAAACAAAAACCAGACAAAAACGUAAAUAGGUUAACGAAAUUAAUCUCACCCAAUUAACAAACAAAAACAAUUUAAAAAAAGCAAACUAAAACAACAUUGUGUUUGGUAGAGUUUUUGCUAGAGAUCCCUUUCUAGUUGCAGCGGAAUGAAAGAGGCAGUGGCGCUCGCUACACACUAGAGAGAGAGGGAGAGAAUUUAAACGUUACUUAGAACAGGAUGCUCGUGCUCGUGCGCAUUUCGGGCAUUUAGUUUUAGUGAGUUUUAUUGCUUUUAGAGCGCUCCCUUUUCCGUACGUACGUUCCUCCGUGCGUACGGCUUUGUACGGUGGGAUAUAGUUUUUACUACAAACUACAAACCAGAGGGUGCAGUUGUUUCUCAUUCAUUACUUGGCCCCAUCGGUCCGGCAUCGCAGCAUUUAGGCAGUGCGCAAAGAGACAAGACACACAAGCAUCAGGACAAUUUGCGUAGAAACAUUUGCAAAUCUUUCGUUUUUUGUAGCUGUUUAACAUUUUCCUUCAAUCGUGGAACAAAAGCCGCUUACUACCCGCUCCAUUCGAGAAAUGAAUGGUCAAAGGAUCAUUUACAUAGAAAUCCACUCUUGACCGUUGCUUACUUACGAAGAAACAAACAACACAACACAACAAAAUGGAACAAGCACAGUAAAGUAAACAAAGACGCAUGGCACAGUAGUAAAACAACACAGAGCCCCUGUUUUCCCGCCCCCAAAAUCCGUUCGUUAGAAACUCAGCUGCUCAUCAAAGACCGCAUACAUAUCGUGCAACAUAGCCUAGUGUCUCAGACGCAGAGAAGAGGAGAGAGAAGAGAGAACCAGUUAAGAUAAAUCAUGUGAAGCUGACGCCCAGCGAGGUGUCAGCAGGUGUGUGCAAUUGGAGAGAAAGAUAUAGAGAGGGAGAGAGAGAUAAUGGGAGAGAGAAGGAGAGAGAUAGUAAAAUAAAAGAAAUAACCCCGUUUCACAAAUCCGUGUCCUUAACACUGUACGGCCGCCUAGUACUGGAAAGCGUAGUAAAGCGCUACUAACGCGCAAUUGGCGCGCAAAACUGUGCGCAAAUCACGCGUCAAUCACGCGGUGGUGUUAAAAAGAGCCUUCCCUCUUCACCUUCCAUUGCUAUCACAUCCCCGAACGUUGUCAAUUAUUUCUGACGAGCUUUUCUGGUUUCCUGUGUAACCUGGACAAUGCUUUGGACACUCUUUCGUUGCUGGAGAAGCACGGCUGACAACACGCGCUUAUGAUCCGCUCUGCGCAAAGCGUUUGCGUACACAGAAGGAGAAGGAGGCCCACGUGAUGCGCGCGCGCGCACGCUGUAAAGCACCGUUCCUUGCAAUACACAGACAGAGAACGUUUUCGGAGGCAUUUGAAUUUGAAGGAAGUAGGCCGUAGAAACGGCAACGGAAGCUGUGGGAACGUGUUAUUCUUUUCGUUUCUUUUUUUAAGGUGAUACAAUAAAGCAGGAAAAUACAGAUUGCAAAUUUACAGAAAAAGUUCGCAAAUUUUAA